This is a messenger RNA of Elaeis guineensis (African oil palm), 1938 nucleotides long. RefSeq lists its product as uncharacterized. NCBI's taxonomy places the organism in Eukaryota, Viridiplantae, Streptophyta, Magnoliopsida, Arecales, Arecaceae. The record is from RefSeq and is a predicted model, not a curated record.
UCUCACCUUCCUUCCGCUUCCCUUUCUUUCCUUCCCCGACCCUUACCCCUAUUUUCUCGCCGGUUUUGUGGAUUACCGACGCCCAAAUCGAAACAGCGCGCCGCUCCGAUCAGUAAUUCCGAGGCGGCGUUAACGGAAUCCCGAUCGAAAAUCGAGGCUUUCAGCGUCAGAUCUACCGACCUAGGCUUUUUUGAUGUUUUGAUUCCCGCAAUUUUGGAUGUGAUUUGAGAACAUUAGGUCGGGCAUCGGUUGAUCCGAGGAACUGAUAUAGUUUGGCGUUCGGGAUGCGAGAAGAUAUCCACUUCCGUAGAUUUUAGGUUUGUUUCCCAUUUUUUGGUUGAGGAGAAGGUAGAUUUCUGUUUUCCAUCGGAGAUGGAGGUGGAGCGAGUUAGAAGGAAUGGUAAUUCUUUCUAUUUUUCUGAGAGUUUGAUGGAUGGGUGCGUAGCCCAUUCCAGAAAGUUUGAUGGCCGUGCGACGAUCCCAGUAUCCUCCUCUUCGUUUCUGCCUUCUUCUUCCUCUUCUUCCCCGAUGGCUGUUAAAUAUAUCGAGCACCGUGUCUCCAAGAUGGAUACGCUUGCCGGUGUUGCCAUCAAGUAUGGCGUUGAGGUAGCAGACAUAAGAAGACUGAAUGGUUUGGUGACAGAUCUUCAGAUGUUUGCUCGCAAAUCAUUGCAAAUUCCUCUGCCAGGAAGGCAUCCCCCAUCUCCAAUUCUUUCAAAUGGUUCAGCCAAUAACGGAGAACAGACUCCUCUCCAUCAGCCUCAUAUUGAUGUCUUAGAUUCAUUCCACUCACUCAAGUUGAAACCCCCUCGAUGCAAAAUCUCCCCAGCCAUGAGCAGUUUACAGGGGUACUAUGGCCUCACACCCCCUAAAAGGGGUCCAACACCUGAAGGCACUGAAAUGGCCGUCUUCAAAGCACGCAGGUCCCUUUGCUUGGAGGAUGAACCUUUGCCUGGUGAGUCACUAAUCUCUGACCCUCUUCAUAGCUGGAAUCAGAAGUCUAGAAGUGUGGCAAAUGGAUUCUCAUCGGACAAUGGUGAAAUUGUGGAGGACAAAAUAGUAGUAGAAGCUGCUGACAACAGUGAAGCUGAGAGAUCUAUCAGGAGGCGUCAAAAAGCUGAUGCCCAGCCAUCACAUCGUACACCAGAAUUAUUGUUGGAGAAUAGUAGUGGAGGAUACUCAGGGAGGACGGCAAAAGGCCUUGCUCUGAGGCCACCAAAAUCAGGGAGCCGAACAGACAUGGAUAUGGGCCGCCCAAAUGGUGUUCCUUUCGGAGAGUCUCUCGUGGCUGAUGGGUUUUCUACCGUCCGUAAAUCAUCCAGCACUUCCAAUUUGCAAGACCCUGAUAACAGCUCCUCUAUACGGCCAACGAACAAGUGGACUUUGAAACAUGAUGCUUUUGCUAGGCCUCUUUUUGAUGGCUUGCCAAAGCCCACAUCUGUAAGGAGGAAUAAAGCUGCUCUGGAUUAGUCACCAUUUUACAUGUUAGUCAAAUUGUUGCUGCAUCUGAUACAAUCUUUCAACUCAUGGGAGUUAGUUCUUCUAUAUCAUGCCUUGAAUCAAGCAAGGUUUGCACGGUAUAUAUAGUUCACUACAAGGGAAAGAAGAGGCGUAGGAAAAGAAAAUGUCAAUAAUAUUAGCUCCACCUGUUGCAAUUGGCUGAAAAGAUAGUCACCAGGUUUGGUUGUUCCUUGUAUCACAAUUGGAAGGAUAAACUUGACAAUAGCCGAAAUCCUUUUCGGUCAUCCGAUCACUAUUUAUAUGUAGUUAAUGCCCCACCUGUUGUUCGAAGGAAUUUUUUUGUAUAAAUGCAGAUGUUGUAUUCAUAGCAAGGAAAUCAAAUGUUGUAUUUUUUUUCAUAUAUAGUUGAUAUGGACAUACUUCAAUCAGCCUUCUUCUGAUAUUAAUGUUGAUGCUUCUGGUUUUGUAUUGCCUUUA